UGAUCUUCGUCUUAGUUGUGCCCUUGACCAAAUCAUGGCUUCUCUCCUUCCACCAUCCUCUACCGCCACCACUGGCACUUCCACCAUCUCUGUUACCACUUCUUUUCUUCCAAGAACAUCUCAACUUUGCAUAGCUGGGAAGCGAAGGACAAACUUCGUCUCCCGAGCAGUGUCAUGCAAAGCCACAAACGGUGACCAAAACCCCAGUCCUAACACUAAAAAGGUUGAGGAAUCUUCUCUAAACAAGUUUGAUAGGAGAGAUGUUCUCAUUGGCCUUGGAGGUCUGUACGGUGCAGCCAGCCUUAAUGGCCCGUCUGCAUUUGCGGCACCGGUUGGUCCUCCGGACUUCACCAAAUGUGGCAAAGCAGACCUGCCUGCUGGCGCCAAACCCGUCAAUUGUUGCCCACCACCUUCGACAAAAAUCCUGGAUUUUAAGCUCCCUCCUUCAAAUUCCCCACCACGCAUUAGGCCUGCAGCUCAUUUAGUUGAUAAAGAGUACUUAGCUAAAUUUUCCAGGGCCCUUGAGCUCAUGAAAGCUCUUCCUGAAGAUGAUCCACGUAGCUUCACACAACAAGCAAACGUUCACUGUGCCUACUGUGAUGGGGCUUAUCACCAAAUUGGGUUUCCAGAUCUUGAUCUUCAAGUUCAUAACUCAUGGCUUUUCUUUCCAUUCCAUAGAUAUUAUCUUUAUUUCUUUGAGAAGAUCUUGGGCAAGUUGAUUGAUGACCCAACUUUUGCAAUGCCGUUUUGGAACUGGGAUUCUCCUGCUGGCAUGCAAAUGCCUGCCAUUUAUGCAAACCCUAACUCUCCUCUCUAUGAUAAAAAUCGCAAUGUCAAUCACCAACCACCUACACUCCUUGAUCUUGAUUUCAAUGGCACCGAAGAAUCGUCAUCAACUAGGGACCAGAUAUCAAGCAAUCUUAACGUCAUGUACAGGCAAAUGGUGUCCAACGGUAAGACCGCCAAGCUUUUCUUAGGAAAUGCUUAUCGUGCUGGCGAUGAACCGGACCCUGGAGCUGGUUCACUUGAGAACAUUCCUCACGGACCAAUCCACAUAUGGUGCGGCGACACCAGACAACCAAACUUGGAAGACAUGGGGAAUUUCUAUUCCGCUGGAAGAGACCCCAUUUUCUAUGCUCAUCACUCGAAUGUGGACCGGAUGUGGUCGGUUUGGAAGACAUUGGGAGGGAAGCGAACCGACUUCACUGACUCAGAUUGGCUCGAUUCCGGAUUUCUUUUCUAUGACGAGAAUGCAAAUCUCGUUCGUGUUAAGGUCAGUGAUUGCCUUGACACUAGAAAGAUGGGGUACGAUUAUCAAAAAGUUGACAUUCCAUGGUUAGGCACUAAACCAACUCCUAGAAGGAUUGCCAGUAAAGUGGCAAGGGCUCUUGGUGUUGCUCAUGCAGCAGAGACAAAGAAAAAGGUUCUAAGUGACGUUCGAUUUCCUCUGGUUCUAAACAACGUAGUGAGCUUUGAGGUUGCAAGGCCAAAGAAAUCAAGGAGCAAAAAAGAAAAAGAAGAAGAAGAGGAAGUGUUGGUGAUAGAGAACAUCGAGUUUGACAGAGACAAGUUGGUGAAAUUCGAUGUAUACAUUAACGACGAGGAUGACACGACGAUUGGACCCGACAACACAGAGUUUGCAGGGAGCUUCAUCAACGUGCCACACAAACAUAGGCAUGGAAACAAAAUGACAACAUGUUUGAGGUUGGGGUUGACAGAUUUGUUGGAGGACCUGGAUGCUGAGGAUGAUGAUGGCGUGGUGGUGACCUUGGUGCCCAAAUCUGGCAAGGGUCUUGCUAAGAUUGGUGGCGUCAAGAUUGAGUUCGCCCGAGAUUGAUCAAUUAUAGCUUGAUGUUUCCGCCAGGAUUUGUCAUGUUUUAUUUGAAAGUGGAAAUUGAACAUUUGUUCCUGCUUCUUAGUUUGUUUGCACAAUGGCUGUAGCCAAAAAAGGUUGGCGCUUCUUUUCUUGUGAUUUGUCAGUGUAGAAUUUAAUAAGCGCACUUUUUUUCUUCUUUUA
Messenger RNA from Theobroma umbraticum, 2017 nucleotides. Its product is annotated as polyphenol oxidase, chloroplastic-like. Lineage: Eukaryota; Viridiplantae; Streptophyta; Magnoliopsida; Malvales; Malvaceae. Gene Ontology annotation, biological process: pigment biosynthetic process. The record is from RefSeq and is a predicted model, not a curated record. Gene Ontology annotation, molecular function: catechol oxidase activity.